UACAGUCCGUGGGUGAUGACCAUGACCAGCUCGACCACUCUGUGCAGGCGCCUCUCAUAUCCAGUGAGCCGUGAACAUUCUUCACCUCUUAAAGGAAUAGCCAGCAUUUCUGAUCAUUUAAACACCCAUUGAGUCUAUUAGAUCUAAACAAGACUUGAGCUUGAGAAUGUACCAGAUACAGAGAGCAGUCCGACACCAGGCGCAAAGUUUGUUCCGGCCGCGGGUUUGUGGCGCACGAAGUUUGGCAGCCCUCAAAACAACCGUCACCCGAGCAGAGAGCACCCGGGCGGAAGAGAGCGGUGUAUACGACACGGCCGCUCGGCCGUUCGAGGAGAUCCCCGGGCCGAAGGGUCUUCCGUUCAUUGGAACGGGGUGGGACUAUUCUCCUUUUGACGUCCCGGACAAACAUCGUGUUACAUCAUCAUACGGUACGGACAUGGGGAAGUCCAGACUGGUCGCUGCUGCGGUUCUGUUGGUCAGCGUUCUCUGUAGUACGUGUUUUUUAUUCAUCCGGACUGGGGGACGAAAAAACGCCUGGGCCUUGAAUCCUGUUUCUGAUCUCAGGGCCCAUUUGCGAGAAGCCUUCAACUUUUCGUUAGAGAUAUCUCUAACCAAGAAAACUUGUAAAGUCGGGCAGAUCUUCACUUACAAGGAAGAAGAAAACACACAAACAGCCAUGACCAAGACUCUCUACGACCUACUCCCAAGCGCUGCGGCACCCUUUCGUCCAAGCGGGUACAAGUCGUGUAGUGUCGUGGGUAACGGUGGGAUCCUCCUCAAGUCGGGCUGUGGGAAGGACAUCGAUGCCGCCGACUUCGUCUUCAGAUCGAACCUCCCUCCACUUGCCACCUUUGAGAAAGACGUUGGGCUCAAGUCGAACUUCACCACUAUGAACCCUAGCGUCAUUUCAACGCACUACAACGAGUUUAAGACAGCGGAGGACUCGGAGAGGUUUGCGAGGAGAAUAGAAGAGUUGGGGAACUCCUUUCUCCUUGUACCUCCGUUUAUUACGAAGACCAGCAAAGGCAACGUCGAGCGUUUGAUCAAGAUAUUGACAGAACACAGAAGCAAGCUUCGAGUGCAGCCGCUCUUUGUGCCUACGGGUGUCUUUGACAAAAUUGAACGGUUUUGGAGAGAGCGAAGCGGUUAUGAACUGCAGGAGACAAGGUUAUCGACUGGGUUGUACAUAGUGACCUUCGCCCUGUCCCUCUGCGAGCACGUCAACAUCUACGGGUUCUACCCGAGUCACAUGAGUCCGUGGAUGUCAUACCUCCGGUACCACUACUACUCACCUUACAGCUUCCUUGGGCCCAGCCAAGUGGGGCCAUGGGCGAUUCACGACAUGGCCGAGGAAUUCGCCAUGUUGGAAAACCUUCACAAACGGAACAUAGUGCGGCUAAGAUUGCGAUGUGACGAUUGAAAAACUUACAGCGCUUACAGAGCGCUUCGCUACUUGUUAGGUUGCUUCUGUAUCUGCGGCUAUCAGGUCUUACUUGGAAGUCACUGGUAUGCUGAAAGACAGAUGACUCAAUAUCUGGAACGCACGGUAGCUUUUUGCAACAAGAAGGUGCCAGUUUCAUGAAAAAAUUCGUCCUACUUCAACUUUCUUAAAACGGGCAAUUUUUUAUUUAGCUUACUAGUAUUUUGUGCGUUCCUGAGCUAGACUAUGCACUCCGGAGCUGAAAAGUGCGCUCCGGAGCUGCUCUUAUACUGGGCUGUUCACUGAGAAACACGAUGGUUAGAAGGCAUUUUUCUCCCUCAGACCCUUGUAUGGUGACAUCCAUGCCAAACGACAUUUACAUAGUACUAGACUUUCUAGAAAAUUAAGAGUGUGAGGCUGUAUACUAGUGAUAUGGUCAAAUGCAUUUUCUGUUAGACUACAACAGAUUUUUGAUGUCUUUGCAAUGUGUGUACAAUGGAAUAAUUUCUCACAACAAAAAAGGUGUUUGUUUAUCAACUUUAUUAACAUCAAAACACGGCAAAGGCAGUUCCGAUAAGAAACAUCUCUGCAACACAGGGACAUGCUCCCCUAGCCCUAUCCAUGCUUUGUCAGUCUGGUAUACAAGUCAAGAAAAUGUUACACCUUUCCUCUCACUUUAAUAUUGUAUGUACAAAUACCAAACUUAUCAAUAUAGAAUAAUCUGCAUCAUCUCUUCCAUGGAUAGUCAAUUCAUUCAUGACCUUUCCAGUUAGAAGUUCACUUAAAUUGUUCAACAAUUUUUUUUCAUUGAACAUUUUUGUAGACUGAGAUGGAAAUUUCCUUCAAUUUGGCAAGAUUUCAUAAAGAAAUUUAUUUUGCUUGGCCUCAGUAACAAUAUCACUUUAACAUCACUGCUUCAAACAAUUUGUCAUGUGCUUCGAAGCGAAUGCGUGAUAUAUACUAGUAGAUGGCUUCAUAUCGCUUUUCUGCAAGAACUUUCCACAUUGUACCUCAUGAGAAUACUGUACUACUUUACGGUCACAUUUUGCUCUCAAAAAAAUUUAGGGGAACCUUGAUCCAUGCAAACAUUAUGUACUGUGCUUCACAGCAACUGUCACAUCAAAACCAGCUCUAUAAAACACUGAUCUUUCUGCUUAUUAUCAAUACCAGUAAAAAAAUAGUUUCACUAUAAUGGCCUUAAUGACACAAGAAUACUUGGAUUUACUACAAACUGGCAUCACAAAAAGGUCCACAUUGAAAG
Molecule: messenger RNA, 2681 nt
Organism: Branchiostoma floridae (Florida lancelet)
Lineage: Eukaryota; Metazoa; Chordata; Leptocardii; Amphioxiformes; Branchiostomatidae
Product: CMP-N-acetylneuraminate-poly-alpha-2,8-sialyltransferase-like
Exons: 4
Coding region: 167-1420 (417 amino acids)
Biological process (GO): N-glycan processing; oligosaccharide metabolic process
Molecular function (GO): alpha-N-acetylneuraminate alpha-2,8-sialyltransferase activity
Source: RefSeq, a predicted model, not a curated record